Messenger RNA from Leishmania mexicana MHOM/GT/2001/U1103, 1785 nucleotides. RefSeq lists its product as hypothetical. Lineage: Eukaryota; Euglenozoa; Kinetoplastea; Trypanosomatida; Trypanosomatidae. Bases 1 to 1785 code for a protein of 594 amino acids. The record is from RefSeq and is a predicted model, not a curated record. The transcript has a single exon.
AUGCAGUCUUCAACCGUCACAGCCGCGUUGCAGGAUGCGUUGGAGAAGGGCGACAUUGUCGAACUCGAGCAGGCCAUCACGGCCGCCGAGGAUGCAAUCCACGUAUCCGCCUACUCUCGAAAGACGCCAUCUUCUCCUCUAGGCCGUCUGAUCGCCCGGGCCAAGAACAUGUAUCUCGUCCACAUGAAUGCGUGCAAAGUCUAUGUGGAGCCACUGCGAAAGGCGUGCAAGGAGCUGAGUGAGCGUGGCAUCUUUGAAGCCCUCGUCAAGGCUCGUGGCGCACCGGAUGAGGUGCAGCUGUGCAUGUACACCGACCUGUGCAACGCGGAGUCUCUGCGGCGCGAAAUCAUCGAGGCGCAGAGAUUAGCCGCGCGGCUACUGGACUCAACGAGCGCACAGGAGGUGGACGAUUUUCUGACCGAGUGUUCGCCAUUCCUCGAGGACCGCACUAUCUUGGCCCUCGUUCAAAAGCGCGAGGACCUCAUACGCGAGGCGCGCCGGCGCACGCUUGGGAGAGCGACGACAACACCGCUGCGCACCGGUGCCGCUAAAUUCGUGUCGAAUCCCCCCGGGCGUGAGCGGCACUACCGCGACCCGCUCGAGUGCGUCCGUCGCUUUGAACUGGAGGACGAUUGCGUGUCGCCCGUCACUGGACGCCAUAAACGGUUGGCGUACCGCAGCAGCAGCGGUGACGGCCCCACCAGCUACGGCGGAUGCGCCGUUUCUAGUGAGUCCUCAGAGGGGGUCGCCAGCAGCUCGAGCAGCGCUCGUGCAGCGUACCCAGCGCUGUGCGAUGCGCUGGAGAAGACUCGAGAUAGUGCUCUCGAGCGCACCAUCAUGGAAGGGGCAUCGCCGUGGAUGCAAACAGUGUGUGCUCUGCGGCAGCAGGCCUACGAGGCGGCAGUGUACCAGGAGCACAGUACGCGCCGGCAGCUUGAGGACGCUGAGGAGGACGGACGCGCAGAGUUGUACCGCAGCGAGAUGCUCUCUCGUGUUCUGCGCUGGACGGCGGCAGCUGAGGUUUUUUCUGCUCACCAUGGCGAGAAAAAGGCCGCAUUUAAAGGUGACAGCGAAGCCGGCCCGACGCCACAGAAGCCGGUAGCACCACUUGCAACAGUCUUCCCCGCGUCGUCGCUGGUGUUCCCGCCGUCCCUGUCUGCCACCAGGUCGAAAGCGGCGACAGUGUCGACAGCCGACAUAGCGAACCAGCCGCUGACGCGGGUGCACAUGACGAACUCGCUUUCAGCAUACGCUUUUCGCUCCGGGUCGCGGACGCUUACCCCGACGCGUUACUCUCGCCCUGGGGCGGAGGCGACGGUGGAGGGGGCCGUUCUUGGCAGCGGCGUCCGUCAACGCGUUGCAGAGGAGCUGCACACGCCGCGUCUGUCCCGCGACACGCCGAACAUCUCACCUAUCAAGGAUAUGAGCACGACAAGCGGUGUGGCGUCUUGGUCCGAGCAGGAUCCGCUGUAUCACCGCGACAACACGAAGACUGAGUGGGGCGACGGGCUAGAACGCGGAACACCCCGUGGAAAGCUCUCCGGAGGCAGCGCUAGCGCGGCACCUGACAUACUCGCCGGACCGUCGACAGCCACUGCCAUGUUACCGUCGCUAGAGCUGCGUCGCGUCCAGGCACGACUUCGAGCGGUGCUGCAAGAGGAGGACAUUCACCGCCGUGACAUUGAAGGCACCGAAGACUUCGACCGCAGCGUGUUUCUGUUUCCGGUAUCUGCUCGGAUUGCCUUGCUUCGGCGCACAGAGACUCAACGGGUGCGCGCUUUUUGA